AACGCCGGAAAUUCAAAGAAGACGAAGUGAGCGAAACUCAAACGAAUCAGUUGGUAAUUUACUGUCAACAGGAACUUUAAGUGGAUUGUUUUUGUGUUUAUUCGACCGCUCAAACUGCGAACAUAUGUAUAUAUAUAUACGUGCAUUGUGCUGUCGACAGACUCGCGCUCCCAUCACGUCAACGUAAUUAACGUCAACGUAAAACUAACGUUACGCCGACUGGAAUCCCAAGAAGACAUCCUAAGGGGCGAGUUAGCGUGAGGCUAACGAGGCUGACGGUAACAAUGAGUGCCAGCCGCCGUGUGACGUCUACAAGCGGCAGGUGCAAAGCCUCCGUGAGCCGGAGCAAGGAGCACCCAGCGCCCAGAGGUGCCAGCAAGGUGCUGGCCGAGAGGAACCAGGCGGUGGUGGCGGUGGGAGCCUGGGUGGAGGGCGGGCAAGACUCCGUGGAGCACCCGUGGGCUCUGGCUUCGCUAACUGAGGAGAUCCAGUCAGAGAAGAGGAGGGAGACUGAAGAGGGUCUUCAGCGAUUUCAAGAUGAAGUACGCCAUCGUGUGGCACAACAAGCUCAAGUCAGCAAGAAGAGGCAGCAGCAUCAGAAAGACUCCAUGGUAAAACCUGACAGGAGAACCCCACAACAGCAGCAUCAGGUCCGGACCCAGCAUGUGUCUGCUGGGGAGAGGCCGAUGUCUGCGGGAGGUGCUGCACAACAGAGGGUGACUGAGAGGAGCACUCACCAGUCUAGAGGAGGCGUGAGGCAGGUCCGACUCAGACUGGCCGCCUGUCGGAUGGUCCCGCAUGGGGAAAUGAUGUCAGACCUUUCCGGAGGCGAAUGGAACAUCUCUCCAAGCAGACAUAAAGCUGGAACUUCCGUGCUAAAACCAGACCAAGAAGUCGAAGAGCAGCACCAGGAGGAGGAGGAGGAGGACGAGGAGGAGGAUGUUCAGGAAGAAGAAGAAGAGGAGGAUGAUUAUCUCUUCACUAGUCAACAUGAAUGUCCCCUCGUUCAGCAGAAGGUGAAUGGACCGAUGCUGUGGGAUUCUGAGAAAUCACAGCCUCCUGCUUUCAAGUCCAUUGUCAGAGUCCCACAGGCCCUGUGGCCGCUGACUGACCAAGAGGAACUGAAAAGACAGCAUCAGUCUCAGUUCCUGAUGCACCGCCGUCUGUACAUGAACAUCGAGAGAGAGCAAGUGAAGGAGAACAAACGGAACAGGAAACACCUGAAGAGGACGUCAAGGUUCAAAGCCGAGAAAGAACAGAUCCGUCUGGAGGAAGAGAGGAAGUUGGACAGAGUUCGGUGGCUCGCGGAGGCCAGACAGAAGCUGGAGGAGCGAGAGCUGCUGAUUCAGGAGCGUCUGAAGCUUGAGGAGGAGGAGAGAGCUGUGCAGCUGCAGAGAAGGAAAAGAGAGGAGAAAGGGAAAGUAGCUUCAAGGUUCAUUGAGGCUCUCAGAGCUCAGUUGAAGGAGCGACUGUCUCAGGAGAAGCCGGAGAAGCCGGAGCCGCCUCCCCUCUGCUGCUGCGCAUCAUCUUUCUGGGACUCCCACCCCGACACCUGUGCCAACAACUGUGUGUUCUACAACAAUCCCAAAGCGUAUGCAAAGGCGUUACGUUCAACAAUGUUGAGUUUGGAGUUGCAGUAGAGGAAGCUGAUGAACUGAACUUCCUCCUGUGUGUUUCAACAUUUUGGGAAAUCCAGGGCAAACCGGAGUCAGAUGAGAAGAUUGAUAUCAGUUUUGUUGUCCUUGUUGCAUAUGUAUGUGUAAAUAUGAGAUGGAUUGCAAUGAUAAAUCGUUUAGGCAUUCGUGUUUUCCACAAGGCAAAUGCAACUGACUUUAGGUGCCACCACGGGACCCAAUAUCUCAACAUCUACCGGAUGGUUUGCCACAACAUUUACCUACACUAUUCAUGACAACAGAUACUGUAAGAGUCCAAUAUAUCUUUAUUUAUAGAUAAAUGCAGAUGCAUUUACCAAUGUUCAGCUUCAACCAUAUUUAUUUUGAUGAGGAUUUAAACUCAUCUACAAUGACUAAUUAUUAUUUACUUUUUUACAGUUUUUAAGUUUUGUUUAUUACAUCUAUUUAAAAUGUCAUACACAUGUACUUCACAAGAAUUUGAUUUUAGUACUUGUUAUUGAUAAGAAAAAUCUAUACGUUAGCACACUUUCUACGCAGUUAUGAUUAGUAAAUCAUCAGGUAAGUCAGUCAGCACAUGUGAAAACUAUGAAUCUGUACUGGAGGCCAUGUCGACGUUCUUCAGGGCUGUGCUUAAAACAUUUAAUUAAAAUGUAUUUUUUUAUUUGAUGGCACUUACUAUUUAUUCUUAAUAACAACAAGUGUGUAAUCUUUCAUACAGUGAUCUCUUCUUGCGUUAGACACAUUUUUAUUUUACGAUGGACUACUCUUGGGAUGCGUACAUUUUGUUAUUUGAAUGGUCGUAGUCUUGGCAAUAUUUAGAUAUGUUGAGGGUGUCAAAGUUGUCUAUAUUCUCUAUGUAUUACACUGGUAUCCUUGUAGAUCAUUUUAAUUUGACUGAGCUCGGUGAACAUCAACUCUGCUUUGAUUUUGGUCUUUUAUGGUCGGGAAGUAAUUUAAUUGACAGUCUUAACUGAAUUAUUCAAUUCAAUUCAAUUCAGUUUAUUUUGUAUAGACCAAUAUCACAAAUUACAAAUGUUCCUCAGAGGGCUUUACAAUCUGUACACAUACGACAUCCCUGUCCCAGGACCUCACAUCGGAUCAGGAAAAACUCCCCAAAAAUAGAAAAAACCAAUGUGUUUCUAUUAUUUUGUCCACCCUAUUUAUAUCAAGUAGGGUCAGCUGAAUAACAAAAACCUCUGUAUAAUACAAUUCAACAAAAAAAAUGUUUCUGAUGAAUUGAAAGAUGAAAUGCUCCUUUAUGUAUUACGAAAUAUCUUGUAUCAUCUGAUAAUUGUAUAGAAUAUGAAGCAUUAGUGUAGAUUAAACCACCCAGCAGCCAUGUGGCAUACAAUUUAAUGCAGCAGUAAUAUUAAUCCAGAAAAGUCAUAUAUAAUAAUAAUAAUAAAACACUGUCAGGGAACAUUUAAACAUAGUUCAGCAGCAGAAGACGUGCUUUUCCCAAUGGUGGAAGAAGUACUCAAAUCUUUUACUUGAAUCAGAAUAUAUCCACACCAUAGUCAAGUGGUUGCUAUAGUAAAAGUACAAACGGUUAGCAUCAACAUAUACUAAAAGUACUCAUUGUGCAGAAUGGGUGAUUUCAGAAUAAUAUAUAUAUUAUAUUAUUGUGUUCACUACUUUAAUGUUGCAGCUGGUAAAGGUGGAGAUCAUAUUAAUUAAUUGAUAUAUCCUGGGUAGGUUAAUCCACAAUAAUACAUCAUAAUUUAUUUGUCAAUGUUAUGAUUUAUAUGAUACGUGAGUUAGAUUUGAUAUUAAUCUAAAUCUGCCCAGUAACUAAAGCUGUCAGAUAAAUGUACAACGUGCAAUAUUUGACUGAACUGUAGUAUAAAGAAAUACUCAAGUACAAGUAAAUAUACUGAGUCACCUUCGA
Molecule: messenger RNA, 3522 nt
Organism: Cyclopterus lumpus (lumpfish)
Lineage: Eukaryota; Metazoa; Chordata; Actinopteri; Perciformes; Cyclopteridae
Gene: ccdc15
Product: coiled-coil domain containing 15
Exons: 10
Coding region: 285-1640 (451 amino acids)
Cellular component (GO): centrosome
Source: RefSeq, a predicted model, not a curated record